AUGGCUGCUGUGGUGCCAGAACAAUGCUUCCAUCUUCGAUCGAUCAGCAUGCCAUCCAGAUCCCACCCCCUAGCCCUCCAAGUUGAAGAAGAGCUGCACAAGCUAAAGACUUGUGUAGCUUCAUCCUCUUCAACAAGCCAGAUGAUUGGAAAUGCAUUGAGAGGGCUUGGAGAUUUGUACAACAGCAUUGAGGAGCUUCUUCACCUGCCACACAACCAGCAAGCCCUCUCCCAUCUCCCACAGAAGAGAUGGUUGGAAGAGGAACUGGAUGGGUCUGUGAGGUUGUUGGACUUGUGUGGUGCCACAAGGGACAGCCUGAUUACCAUGAAAGAACACAUCCAAGACCUUCACUUGGCUCUUCGAAGGGGAGGAGAUGCAGCUAUCCAAAGCAAGAUGUAUGCUUACAUCCACUUUGGUAAGAAGGCACAGAAGGAUCUUAAGAAUUGCCUGAGAUCAUUGAAGCAAACUGAUAAUAGAUCUGUGUCUCCUUCGGCAGUCAACAUGGAUUCUGAGCUACUGAUGGUGGUUCGGGUAUUGACAGAAGCAAAGGAGAUCAACAUUUUUCUACUGAAAUCUAUCUUAUCUAAUUUGUUCAUGGCAAGGUCGAGACCAAAGGCUAGCAUGUGGUCUUUUAUUUCAAAGGCUUUGCAGAAGAAGAAAGUUGAUUGCGAGGAGCAUGAAAAUACAAGUCACUUAGAGGCAUUGGAAGUCACCAUUGGAGAUCUGGAGACUGGAUUAGAAUGUCUGUUUAGGCGACUAGUCCAAAAUAGAGUCUCCCUUCUCAACAUCCUCAGCCUAUAA
Messenger RNA from Elaeis guineensis (African oil palm), 801 nucleotides. The record is from RefSeq and is a predicted model, not a curated record. Lineage: Eukaryota; Viridiplantae; Streptophyta; Magnoliopsida; Arecales; Arecaceae.